AUGUCGUGGCAGCCAAAGCUUCGCCCCAAGGGCUUCCCGCAUAUCAUUGACGACUUCGCGGCUGUGGCUUCGUUGUCAGAACUAGAGCAUCGGGCCCGGACUGGCGAGGACAAGCGCGACCAGCGCGUCUUCCGGGUCAAGCGUAAGCAUGUUUUGAAAGCCUGUGAUCGCUGUCGCGUGAAGAAGACCAAGUGCGAUGGGAAACAACCUUGCAACCGUUGCUCGGUAUACAACCACCCUUGUCUAUUCCGUGAAAGAAAGGCCACACAGACCAAAGUAUACUCUCGAGGGCGACCCCCUCGCCGAAGCCCCAGAUGGGCACCCCUAACACACGCAAUCCUCGACCGGCUAGGGCUAAUCAAACAAGCCGAAGAAAACGCCGACGAGCCAGACGAAGACUCAGAAGAUUUGCGCUACCUACGACUGCUGUCAACAUCUACCGAAUGCAGCGUCACAGCAGAGCCCUCACCAGAGCCAACAACGCCGCCAGAGCCCUCGCCAACCAUUUCUCGCCCACCAUGCCCAAUCCCGACACCUAUAUCUGUGCCCAGUCGCACCGCCACCACAGGCUGGCAAUGGGAUCUCCAGCCCGUCCACCAGACGAGCUACAGCUACCCAGACUCAGGGUACCAUGACCUAAUGGCACUGCAACAACGGUCUUCCAUGAGUGCGCCGGACAUGAACACUGAUAUCGCGCCCCAUGUUGACCUCCCCUCUACAUCUUCGGGGCUACCGCAUCAUCCUCAUCAUGCGCACCAUGAGCCGCCGUUCCCGUACGUUCUAGGUGGAUGCUGUGAUUCCGGCACGACCCAGCAGGGUGUUAAGCCCGUGCUGGCAAGUUUACCACCCGGUCUCAUGGCUGAGUCUCACACGCACUCUCAUCAUCUUGCUGAGAAUCUGUCUGCGGAGAUGAUGGGUGAUUUCCAUUUCCAGGCACAUGACCCAGCCUUUUAUCCUGGGUUUACACCGGGCUGGAAUUUUCCUUCGGUAUAA
Messenger RNA from Penicillium verrucosum, 993 nucleotides. RefSeq names its product Zn(II)2Cys6 transcription factor domain-containing protein. Gene Ontology annotation, biological process: regulation of DNA-templated transcription. The transcript has 3 exons. The coding region runs from base 1 to 993 and encodes 330 amino acids. Gene Ontology annotation, molecular function: zinc ion binding; DNA-binding transcription factor activity, RNA polymerase II-specific. NCBI's taxonomy places the organism in Eukaryota, Fungi, Ascomycota, Eurotiomycetes, Eurotiales, Aspergillaceae. The record is from RefSeq and is a predicted model, not a curated record.